GGGUCGCACGUUUUAUUGCACAAGAUGUGGAACUGAGCAUGUAUCACGAAAAUGCCCGGCUUUUGGCAAACAAUGUAAGAACUGUGAGAAAAUGAACCACUUUGCCAAGGUGUGUAGGUCGAUGAAGACAGUUCCUUUUUUGGCCUGGAAUGUCGGAAAAAAUCGCAGAGAUGGUGAACAGGUGUGACGUGUGCAGGACAUAUCAGAAAUGUCAAACUAAAGAGCCACUACAACCACACAGUGUUCCAGAAAGACCCUGGCAGAAGAUAGGUGUUGACCUAUUCACCUUUAGCCAGCAGGAGUAUUUACUACUGGUGGAUUACUAUUCUAAGUUCAUAGAGGUGGAGUGGUUGAAGUCAGACACAAGAAGUGCAACAAUCAUCACACAUCUGAAGUCACAGUUCGCCAGACAUGGCAUUCCUGAAAUAGUGAUCUCAGAUAACGGACCACAGUUCAGCUCUCGUGAGUUCCAAGCCUUUGCAAAAGAGUGGGAGUUCAGUCACCAAACUUCAAGCCCCUACCAUGCGCAGUCUAAUGGAAUGGCAGAAAGAGGAAUACAGACUAUCAAACUCAUGCUUAAAAAAUCGAAAGCUGAUGGAAAAGAUCCAUAUCUGUCGUUGCUGAGUCUGAGGAGUACACCUCUGGAGGAUGUCGGAGUGUCACCAGCCCAGCUGUUGAUGGGUCGACGUUUGAGAACAAGACUUCCGACGACAUCCCAGAUGCUGAAACCUCAAAUGGUCACAAGUACAGUACAACAGGUGUUUGAAACAAGACAACAGAAACAGAAAGAAUAUUUCGAUCAAGGAGCCAGAGCACUCCAGAAACUUGAGGUUGGCGACAAUGUCAGAAUCUGGCAGGAAGGAUUAUGGAAUCCAGCCCAGGUAACGGGACUUUCUGACCAGCCAAGAUCAUAUGUAGUCCAGACACCUGGGGGACAAGUAUAUAGAAGAAACAGAAAGUAUCUGAUGCAGUCCAAGGAACUGAGUAACACACUAAAGGACACCAACAAACAAGAUGUGACUCAACAGGAUGUGCAUGACAGUACAGAGAAAAAGCAUGAAAUGGACAUUCAAAAGAAAACAUCAGGAAGUAAUUCUAGUCCUACAAAGCUUUCAAGUCUACCUGUUACAACAGCAAGUGGACGAAUUGUCUCAAAGCCAAGAAGAUUCAUCGAGGAGUACUAGGAUUAUUAUUAUUAUUAUUUAUUUAUUUUUCAUGUUUGAGCAGUUGUUUAGCCUAAUAAAAAAAAAUAAAAAAAAAAGGAAAAUAAAGAGGAUGUCAUGAUAUGUAUAAAUGCAGAUCAUGCGUAAGCCACUGGUGGCGCUAGAGUUGAAUAAACUACCACAAGAUGGUUGCAACAGCUGGCUGAGUGGUGUGUCUGUUUACUUUAGAUC
Gadus macrocephalus (Pacific cod) is the source of this 1394-nucleotide messenger RNA. RefSeq lists its product as uncharacterized. The transcript has 2 exons. Gene Ontology annotation, molecular function: nucleic acid binding. Bases 150 to 1184 code for a protein of 344 amino acids. The record is from RefSeq and is a predicted model, not a curated record. Lineage: Eukaryota; Metazoa; Chordata; Actinopteri; Gadiformes; Gadidae. Gene Ontology annotation, biological process: DNA integration.